Ilyonectria robusta is the source of this 981-nucleotide messenger RNA. RefSeq names its product arabinan endo-1,5-alpha-L-arabinosidase A. Bases 1 to 981 code for a protein of 326 amino acids. The record is from RefSeq and is a predicted model, not a curated record. Gene Ontology annotation, molecular function: arabinan endo-1,5-alpha-L-arabinosidase activity. Gene Ontology annotation, biological process: carbohydrate metabolic process. The transcript is spliced from 2 exons. NCBI's taxonomy places the organism in Eukaryota, Fungi, Ascomycota, Sordariomycetes, Hypocreales, Nectriaceae.
AUGAAGCUCUGGAGCUUCCUCCGGGCCCUUGUGCCCAUCGCCUUGCUGGCCACCGAGGCGUCUGCGUACGCCAACCCCGGAGCCUGCAGCGGCGCGUGCUGGUCACACGACCCCAGCGUCGUCCGCCGAACCAGCGAUGGCGUCUACUUUCGAUUCGAGACGGGCAGCAAGAUCGGCAUCUGGAAGGCCUCUGCCCUGACCGGCUCGUGGGUGUACCAGGGAGCCGCUAUUCCCGCCGGUAGCAUCAUCAACCUGACUGGGAAGGAUGACUUGUGGGCCCCCGAUGUCCAAAAGGUUGGAGACCAGUACAUCAUGUACUACACCGUCUCCUCGUUCGGCUCGCAGAACUCGGCCAUUGGAUAUGCUACCUCGACCACGAUGGAGUACGGCUCAUGGACCGACCACGGCUCCACCGGCGUCACGUCCGACUCGUCCAAGACGUACAACGCCAUCGACGGCAACCUCAUCAGCGACACGUCCGGCAACUACUACCUCAACUUCGGCUCCUUCUGGGGCGACAUCUACCAGGUCAAGCUGAACUCGGCCGCCACCAAGGCCUCGGGCACCCCCUACCAGAUCGCCUUCAACAGCACCGGCUCGCAGGCGCUCGAGGGCGCCAACAUGUACUACCGCUCCGGCUACUACUACCUGUUCUUCAGCUCCGGCAUCUGCUGCGGCUACAACACGGCCCUGCCCGCCCAGGGCGAGGAGUACAAGAUCUUCGUCUGCCGCUCCGCCAGCGUCAGCGGACCGUUUGUCGACAAGAACGGCAAGAGUUGCACCACGGCCAACGGUGGCACCCUGGUCCUUUCCAGCCACGGCAACGUCUACGGAGCGGGUGGACAGGGCGUGUUUGCCGACCCGACGUACGGCACCGUCCUGUACUACCACUACGCCGACAAGACGAAGGGCCUGGCCGACGCAAACUACCAAUUUGGCUGGAACACAGUUACCUGGAGCAGCGGCUGGCCCAGCGUGUAA